This is a messenger RNA of Colletotrichum scovillei, 1848 nucleotides long. RefSeq lists its product as uncharacterized. The record is from RefSeq and is a predicted model, not a curated record. The coding region runs from base 1 to 1848 and encodes 615 amino acids. Lineage: Eukaryota; Fungi; Ascomycota; Sordariomycetes; Glomerellales; Glomerellaceae. The transcript is spliced from 2 exons.
AUGUCCAUUCUUCGACGCAAAGUGACGAGAUUGGCUCCCCCUACAGUCUUGACCGAUAAGGUUAUCCCGGUUGACUACUGGGACCAUCACUCUCGCGAUGCUGUCCUCAACGUAAUGCUGCGUUUCGACCGCCAACUGGAUGCAGCCAAACUCCGAAGAGCUCUGGAAAACUUGCUUGACCGCCGGGAUGGCUGGCGCAGGCUGGGUGGAAGGGUGCGGCUAGGUCCUUCAAACAAGCUGUAUUGGCAUGUGCCUGACACAUACACUGAGAAGCGGCCUGCAAUCACCUUUCAUCACAACCGUCACAACAACAUCAGCAUCAAGCAACAUCCACUAGCAUCUCGACUUCGGAGCAGAGUUUCAUCGUCUUCUGGUGUUUCUCAUGGCGCCUCUGUUCCUUGGAUGGUGGAGCCAGGCAAUGGCGUGGACUUCUCCCCCUUGAUGCGACACCCAAGUGAUCCUACUUGUUUCGAAGACUAUGUCUAUCACGAUAAACCGAUGAUAGGCCUGCAAGUCACCACGUUCAACGACGCGACUUUGGUUUCAUUAGGCUUCUCUCACAUCAUGUGGGAUUGUAUGGGACUUAAAGAUCUCUUUGACGCAUGGUCUCUCACUCUACAGGGACGCCAUGAAGAGGUCAUCCCAUUGAUUGGGACCGAUCCUCUUGGGUCUUUGGGUGUCUCACCUGAGUCAACCAAAAUGAUAACAGGGGACGAUGCAAGCAAACCAGCAGCAUCUACUUUCCCUCCCGAACAAUACCAGCACAUCGAUCGACAACUUGGAGUUGUUCAACUCGUUACGCUCGGUCUCCGGCAAGCACUCGACAAGCUGCUAAACAGAAACGCGGCUGAAGAGUUUAGGACAGUGUGUGUGCCCGCAGUAUAUGUUAAGUCUUUGCGCAAGGACGCACUCCAAGCUCUUGACGCCGAGAAUGCUAGUUCGUCGGGCCUCCAAGUGUUAGAGAAGGGUCAUAAGUCUCAGUUGACUCCAGCCACAUUUUUGAGUGAUGGUGAUAUUCUCUGUUCAUGGUGGACACGCAACAUCAUUAGCUCACGCAUCCGGAAUCCCACCAAGAGCCGCAAAACCAUCGCUAUUCUAAACAUGAUGGGUCUGCGUGGCGUUCUGGCACAAGCAGGACGAUUGCCCGAGCAAGGAGCACUGGUUGGUAACGCAAUUUUACCUAUUCCUGCUUUACUACCCGCGCGAGAUCUUGUCAAAAAAGGUCCCCUGGGCUUUGGCCGUGUUGCGAAGGCGUUGAGAGAGGCUAUUGCGCAGCUCAGCACGAGGCCGCAGGUUGAAGCUCUCUUGGCACUGCAGCGGCGUGCGCACGGGGAUAAGGUGGAUGGGAACGCCAACAAGAAGAAAGAGUCGGGCAACGGAAAAGCUGGGCUGCCUGCUCUCUUCGGCGAUGCGGGCAUGCACAUGGUUGUGUGUACCAACUGGACCAAGGCCGAGUUCUUCGAUGUUGACUUCUCGGCCGCGGCGGUUGACGAGAUUGGUUGUGAUGGGCUCUUUGAAAACGAGCGUGCUCGCCUUCCUGAGGCUUCUUUGAACGAUACUGCCGCUAGCAGUGGCGCCGAAAUGUUGAGCGCUAUGGGUUGUGAUGGACUCUGGGAGGACGAACAUGCAUCACGCCCUUCUGUCGCUCAUCAAUCCGAUGCUCCUGCUUCUCGUGUGUUGGCAAAGCCGACUGGCGUUCACAUGCACUUGAUAACGGCGGGUACUCCUGCGUUUUUGAUGAGUAUCUUUACCAUCUUAGGCCGCGAUGCCAACGGAGAUUACUGGAUUCAAGGAAUGCUACGAAAAAAAUAUUGGGCUAAAAUUGAGGCAGCCCUAAAUCUGAAGUAA